AUGGCGACCGGCGCGGCGGACGCCCUGCUCAGCCACCGGGGCCUCCUGUCGCGCCUGGCCCGCCCCGUGCCGAUCGACCCGUCGGACGUCUUCUGGCGCCAGCUGACGACGUUCCCGCUGCCGCUGGCCUGCCUGGACCCCCUGGAGGUCGAGGCCUUUUUGGCGCCCUUCGCGGAGGACCUGGCGAUCAACAACGGCGGCACGCGCAACCUGCAGAAGCUGCUGCUGCGGGCCGCGGUCGCCCUAACUGGCGCCAGAGGGGGCAGGGACGACCCGCUGCGCGCGGCCAACGCGCUGCACCUGGUGCGGGUGAUCCUGAAGGGCCUGCUGGAGAGGCUGCCGGGGCACGAGGUGGUGUCACUUCUAGAGGAGCCCUCAGAUGGCGUCGUGGAUGCCAGCGCAAUCGACCCAGAUCCGAGCCACCCCUUGUUCCAAUUUGCGGGGGCGCUCCUGAACACCCUGGCUAUGGGUGACUCGGGUGGUGGGUACCUGCUGCAGCUGGAGGUCGUCAGGGCCCUCCUGGUGGGUUGCUCGAGCCAGCUGUAUGUGCCCACGGCAGGUGGGCCCAGUGGCUCGCACCCCAUCCUGGAUUACCUUAUGCUCAGGGGGGACUGUGCCAGCACAGUGGUGCAGACAGUGCUGGACUGGUUGGUCAAGAGGGAGCCGUCGCCACGGGACGUCGUCCUCUUCAAAAGGGAGGCCAAUGGCAAGGGGGGCAUGCUGAAGUAUGUGAGGAAUGCAGCAGCUGCUGCCAUUGGCGGAGUGAUGUGGCUGCCUUCCUUGGCCUACCAGAUGUUCGUCCGCAGCGGCGCGGAUGUCACGGAGAGCCCGCUGGCAGAUGAGGCACAGCUCCUUCUCCUUGUCCUCAUCUACCAUCCCACAGGGCCAGCCCCCAACCCCUACAAGCAUGCUCUCAGCAAGCUCCAGGACAUGGCCUUCCUAGGAGGCAAUGAAGUCAGUGGUGCCAGGCAGGCUGGGGUGGGCGCCGUGGCCACCCUGUCCUAUGGGUCACUGUAUGAGGCGAUUAGCAGGAACCUGGCAGACGAGCGCACGAUAUUGCUGCUCUACUCCCUCUUGCUCCUAUGCCGAACCUUCCAAGACUACGUGCUUGUGCGCAGCGACCUUGACACCCUACUCCUGCCCAUCCUCAGGCAGACCUACCUGUCGUCCUCGAAGAGCCAGAGCCAGUUGUACCUGCUGAUCAUCAUCAUACUCAUCUUGAGCCAGGAUGCCUCCUUCGGGGAAAACAUCCACAAGGUGCCCAUUUCUCCCCCCGACUGGUACAGGGAUCGCGCCAUGGGCAAGACCACACUGGGAAGCUUGUUGAUCGUCGUGCUGCUUCGGACGGCCAGCCACAACUUGGCCAAAACCCGGGACCCUUACCUGCACACCAACACUGUGGCGGCCCUGUCCAACCUCGCCACGUCAGUGACGGCCCUGAGCACGCAUGCCGCGCAGAGGCUUGUGUCCCUGUUGGACAUGCUGUUCAGGAAGUAUGACAAAGCGGUGAGGCUGGUUGGAGGGAGCUCUGGGGGCUUUGUGAGUGGAGGAGAGCACUCGCCUGAGCUACAGUUCUAUGGGGAGUUCUUGAGGACUCUGUUGGAGGUGAUUAACAGCAUCAUCACAACUGGGCUGGCCAACAACACGGAGCUGGUGUAUGCCAUGUUGUACAGGCAGAGUGUGUUUGUUGCACUGCAACGACACUCGCAGUGCUUGGACCUUCUGGAGAACAUCCAGGUAGUGAUCGAGUACUUCAACACGCGGAUCGAUGAGGCCCGGUCCCUACAGCCCUCCACAGACUGGGGGGCGGACAAGGUUUUGGAUGUCCUGCGCACCACCUCCCGCUCCUGGAGACCCGAAAAGCUGCGCCACUUUCCGGAGCUGAAGUUCUUGUAUGAGGAGGAGGCCAACCCAGAGGAGUUCUUCGUACCCCUGGUGUGGUCCUUGGUAGUUACUCACCUAGAUGUGGCCUGGAACCCGGACCUGAUCGUGCUGUUCUCUCCCAAGACGCCCACCUGCAGCGUGCAGGGCAGUGAGGACAUGUCAGUGUCGCUGGAGACGCCCCUGUGCACCCCGCAGCACACCAGCAGCCUGAACGGAAUACGGGAGAUAGAGGAGAACUUGUAG
Messenger RNA from Ostreobium quekettii, 2127 nucleotides. NCBI's taxonomy places the organism in Eukaryota, Viridiplantae, Chlorophyta, Ulvophyceae, Bryopsidales, Ostreobiaceae. The record is from the annotation of a GenBank genome assembly.